UGUCAUUCUGUCAGUCAGUCAGUGUCAGCCUGUCUACCUACAUACAGAGGGUAAAAAAGGGCAAAAGGGCAAGUUUUGUCAUUCAUCAGCUCUUGUCUUACUCUUGUCUUACUUCUACAUAGAUGCAGCUGACUGACUGACAUAAUCCUCCACAGCCUUGGGCACCUUUUAAUUUAUUUUAUCUUCGUCAUCCACGACUUAUAACAUCCAACUAUCACCUCUUCACCUAUUACCUUCGUCUACCCACACCCAUCCUGGGUUUACAUACCCCCCCCCCCCCCCCUCUCUUCUGCGACCUGUCUGAGGACAUCAUCUAUUUAACCCUUUUCAUUCUUCAAACAAGAAUCAAGAUACCAUAGUGGCUCGAUUUCCUUAACCCGCAUAUCGUAUCGACGACAAGGAUAGAAAAUCCAACAUGAGGGAUCCUUUCCCUAUUCCUCCUAUCCCCGCCCUCAGCAAGGCCGUCCAACCAUGGGCUGACUACCUCGGGUUACCGACCCUGCCUCUGCAUAUUCACGAGGUCCUCUUGAUGGCUGCUCUCUACUUCUUCAUCGGCACUGUCGUCUCGCCCUUCCUAUCGAGCCGAAUCUUCCCUAUUAAGUACACAGCCCUUCCCAGGAGCAAGAGGCUGAGUUGGGAUGUCCACGUCGUGUCCUUUGUGCAGAGCACCACCAUCAACAUCCUCGCACUAUGGGUUAUGUUCGUCGACGAGGAGCGCAAGAAUAUGGACUUGCAAGAGCGCGUCUGGGGAUAUACUGGCGGUGCAGCCAUGAUCCAAGCUCUCGCCGCUGGCUAUUUCCUCUAUGACCUCAUUAUUACUGUCUCCCAUAUCGAAAUAUUUGGUCUUGGUAUGCUCGCACAUGCCGUUAGUGCUUUGGCUGUCUAUUCCUUUGGCUUCCGCCCGUUUCUCAACUACUACAGUAGUAACUUUAUCCUCUGGGAGCUGUCCUCGCCUUUCCUCAAUAUCCAUUGGUUCUUUGACAAGCUGGGCAUGACUGGAACCAAGCCGCAGCUUUAUAAUGGCCUGAUGCUCAUUGCUACCUUCUUCUCUUGCCGUCUUGUAUGGGGCACAUACCAGUCUGUCAUGGUCGCUCGUGACUUGUGGUCUGGUGUAAACUCGACACCUACCGUUCUAACGGCUCUAACUCCCGACGAGCUUCUCGAGGCAUCAUUCCCUUCCCAAUAUACGAAUACCAUGCGAUUUGUAUCUCAACCAGAUAGCAUCCCACUAUGGCUUGCCGCGGUAUACACUGCCAGCAACAUAACUUUGAACUCGUUGAACUUCUACUGGUUCUUUAAGAUGAUCGAUGCCGUUCGCAAGCGGUUCGAUCCUAAGGAAAAAGUCAAGAUUGAGGAAAAGCCGGCAGAAGGCAAAGCUGUCACCACUGGCGCCCAACAACCAGGCGGUGACGAGUUAAAGACUCGCCCGCGCCGGCGAACUUUGCUCGACGGAGAAGAAGCAGAUGAACCCCCACCAAUCUAAUAUUUCCAGUAGGGAAACACCGAUUUUCUUGAUUGGCUCUCCGGCGCUAUAAUUGACUCCCGAAAGUUCCGAAGCAAUCUCUUGGCCUCUUUACAACCAGGCGAUAAUGUAGAAGCCCCGAAUUGAGAUGUAGAGACUUGGAUCAUCCCUUCAAAGGAGAAGCCGAUAUGGAUGGAAGAGGGGCUUAGCCGAACUGAGUAUCUGGUUCUAGCUUGCAAAGGAUUCGUGCGGAUAAGGGGCUUCAUGAAUGAGGUUUAUGUCAUUUCCGCUAAACCAUUAAUCAAUAAAAACGAGGAAAAUUGCAAAUAAUAAUAUCAUUACGAGUUGCUGUGAAAUAAU
Messenger RNA from Daldinia decipiens, 1822 nucleotides. RefSeq names its product DUF887-domain-containing protein. Gene Ontology annotation, biological process: lipid homeostasis. The coding region runs from base 416 to 1483 and encodes 355 amino acids. The transcript has 2 exons. NCBI's taxonomy places the organism in Eukaryota, Fungi, Ascomycota, Sordariomycetes, Xylariales, Hypoxylaceae. Gene Ontology annotation, cellular component: endoplasmic reticulum; membrane. The record is from RefSeq and is a predicted model, not a curated record.